UGACGUCUGUUAUGACCCCGCACAACUUGACGAAAGCGGUUGUUGUACAGUAGACCUCCGCUGAAGACCCGUCUGCUGUCAGAACCCCUCAUUCGACUAAAUAUUACAUACUAACACAUCAUCACCUCAUCGAUCGAAACGUCGACGCAUGCAAACAUGUCUGCAAGAAACCCCGGAAUGGACCUUGAUCUGGAAUGGGUGUCCAAGGUGAGGGUCAACACCCAGGCGGUUCUGAAGAGAGCCCAACAAAUCCAGUCCGUCAAGCUGGCUAAGAAACAAUGGCAGGCUGCCUGGCUGUUGAAGGCUGUGACGUGCAUCGACCUGACCACCCUGGCGGGCGACGACACUCACUCCAACGUGCACCGCCUGUGCCUGAAGGCGGUGCAGCCGGUGCCCUACGACCUGCUCAAGAGCAUGGGCAUGCACGACCGAGGUUUGACCACCGGGGCCGUGUGUGUGUACCCGUCACGCGUUGCGGACGCGGUCAAGACUCUGAAAGCCGCCAACUCCAGCCUCCCAGUGGCGUCAGUGGCGACAGGCUUCCCGGCGGGUCAGACCCCUCUCCGGGUCCGUCUGGAGGAGGUCCGGGGCGCGGUGGCGGACGGCGCCGCCGAGAUCGACAUCGUCAUCAACCGCACGCUGGCGCUGACCGGCCAAUGGGAAGCCAUGUACGAUGAGAUCCGGCAGUUCCGGGAGGCCUGUGGCGACGCCCACAUGAAGACCAUCCUGGCCAUCGGAGAGCUGGGCACCUACACCAACGUCUACAAGGCCAGCCUGGUGUCCAUGAUGGCCGGCUCGGACUUCAUCAAGACCUCCACGGGGAAAGAGUCGGUGAACGCCACCUACCCCGUUGCCAUAGUGAUGGUGAGGGCCAUCCGUGACUACUUCCUGCGUACGGGUCACAAGGUGGGCUUCAAGCCGGCGGGGGGGAUCCGCACGGCGCAGGAGUCCCUGGUGUGGCUGGCGCUGAUGAAGGAGGAGCUGGGGGACGAGUGGCUCAGCCCCCACCUCUUCCGCCUGGGAGCCAGCUCCCUAUUGGCCGACAUCGAGAGACAGAUCUUUCACUACGUAACGGGCCGAUACCCUGCUCUUCACGAGCUCCCCAUGGCCUGAGACGUACAGCAGACGUUACAACAACAACAACAACCACGAUGACCUCUGACCCGGAACUUCUAAAGCAACCAGGAUUCCUCAGUUUCCGACAUUCAACAAGCAAAGUUGCCUUGGCCGAAGUUCGGAACGACAUCCUCUGCGAAUAAGUAGCCUUGUUAUUUCAUACACCGAUCAGAGCCGCGGAACAAUCACAACUGUCAACCAAUCAGAAUCAUAGAAGACGAUUAGCAUUCCAAUUUGUAUUUUUUUCCACAUUUGCCAUACUGCAAACACGCAGGAACACACUGAAGUAUGAAAGCGUCUGUGGAAUCAAUGUGAUCACACUCUGUCUUACAGUUUGUUUCAGUAGAUUUGCCAGCAGCUAUUGGCAAGCAGGAUGAAUUUAAAAUGCCUCGAUGCUUGUGGCCUUCUACGUUCAUUUCUGCUAAACAUAGAAGAGAUACACAUCUCCCGACAGCGAUAUGAAGUAUAAAUAAUAGGGUGUGCCUACGGUUGGUUAAAAUGGGGACAGUUUUGGUUUCAGCUCUUAACUCUGUUUAGAGUUUAAACGAGAGUAUGAUGCCAGUUUAGCGUUUUAAGUAACGUGUAUAGAGCCGCCGUUGACGAAAAGUGCUUUAUUGUUGUCGAUAAUAUUAUGAACACAUUCAUAUUGUAUAAAAUAAAAACGGUUGUAAUAAAGAAAAUGUAAAAAAAAAAA
Gadus morhua (Atlantic cod) is the source of this 1810-nucleotide messenger RNA. RefSeq names its product deoxyribose-phosphate aldolase (putative) (gene dera). Gene Ontology annotation, cellular component: cytoplasm. Bases 157 to 1113 code for a protein of 318 amino acids. Gene Ontology annotation, biological process: deoxyribonucleotide catabolic process; carbohydrate catabolic process. Gene Ontology annotation, molecular function: deoxyribose-phosphate aldolase activity. Lineage: Eukaryota; Metazoa; Chordata; Actinopteri; Gadiformes; Gadidae. The record is from RefSeq and is a predicted model, not a curated record. The transcript is spliced from 9 exons.